Cucumis sativus (cucumber) is the source of this 1810-nucleotide messenger RNA. RefSeq names its product tubulin alpha chain. Gene Ontology annotation, molecular function: GTP binding; structural constituent of cytoskeleton. Gene Ontology annotation, cellular component: cytoplasm; microtubule. Bases 222 to 1574 code for a protein of 450 amino acids. The record is from RefSeq and is a predicted model, not a curated record. Gene Ontology annotation, biological process: mitotic cell cycle; microtubule cytoskeleton organization. The transcript is spliced from 4 exons. NCBI's taxonomy places the organism in Eukaryota, Viridiplantae, Streptophyta, Magnoliopsida, Cucurbitales, Cucurbitaceae.
GGUUAAAAAAAGAGACCAUUCCUUCUUACGCUCUCCUCUUUUCCCACUAUAAAUACUCCUCUUCACUCUCCCCCUUCCCGUCUAUCCAUCACAUAACCAAAAAAAGGGUUUCCAAGGGGAAGGCGUCUUUACAAACGUCUUUCUUCCUCUCGCGAGAUUUUUUCCUUCUCUCCAUUUCUUCCUUCAGAUCUCUUCUUCUUCUUCUUUUCUUCUAAUCCAAAAUGAGAGAGUGCAUCUCAAUUCACAUCGGUCAGGCCGGUAUCCAGGUCGGCAAUGCCUGCUGGGAGCUCUACUGCCUCGAGCAUGGUAUUCAGCCCGAUGGCCAAAUGCCAGGCGACACUACUCUCGGUGGAGGUGACGAUGCUUUCAACACCUUCUUCAGUGAAACUGGUGCCGGAAAGCACGUUCCCCGUGCUGUGUUUGUUGAUCUUGAGCCCACUGUCAUUGAUGAGGUGAGGACAGGAACUUACCGCCAGCUCUUCCACCCUGAACAGCUGAUCAGCGGCAAGGAAGAUGCUGCCAAUAAUUUUGCACGUGGUCACUACACCGUUGGAAAGGAAAUUGUUGAUCUCUGCUUGGACAGAAUCCGCAAGCUUGCUGACAACUGCACUGGUCUUCAAGGAUUCCUUGUUUUCAACGCUGUUGGUGGUGGUACCGGUUCUGGUCUCGGCUCCCUCCUUUUGGAGCGUUUGUCUGUUGACUAUGGAAAGAAAUCCAAGCUUGGAUUCACUGUUUACCCCUCUCCACAAGUCUCAACUUCUGUCGUUGAGCCUUACAACAGUGUUCUCUCAACCCAUUCUCUCUUGGAACACACUGACGUUGCUGUGCUUCUUGACAACGAAGCCAUUUAUGAUAUCUGCAGGCGUUCCCUCGACAUUGAGCGACCUAACUACUCGAACCUCAACCGUCUUGUAUCCCAGGUCAUUUCAUCUUUAACUGCCAGUUUGAGGUUUGAUGGUGCAUUGAACGUGGAUGUUAACGAGUUCCAGACCAACUUGGUCCCAUAUCCCAGAAUCCAUUUCAUGCUUUCCUCCUAUGCACCUGUGAUCUCAGCCGAGAAGGCCUACCACGAGCAACUCUCAGUGGCUGAAAUCACCAACAGCGCUUUUGAGCCCUCGUCUAUGAUGGUCAAGUGUGAUCCUCGACACGGUAAAUACAUGGCUUGCUGCCUGAUGUAUCGUGGUGAUGUUGUGCCUAAGGACGUGAAUGCUGCUGUUGCCACCAUCAAGACCAAGCGCACCAUCCAGUUUGUUGAUUGGUGCCCCACUGGAUUCAAGUGUGGUAUCAACUACCAACCACCAACUGUUGUCCCUGGAGGCGAUCUUGCCCGGGUGCAAAGAGCUGUGUGCAAGAUCUCCAACUCCACCAGUGUUGCUGAGGUAUUCUCUCGUAUCGACCACAAGUUCGAUCUGAUGUAUGCAAAGCGUGCAUUCGUUCACUGGUACGUAGGUGAGGGUAUGGAGGAAGGAGAGUUCUCGGAAGCCCGAGAGGAUCUUGCUGCACUUGAGAAGGAUUAUGAAGAGGUGGGUGCUGAAUCAGCUGAGGGUGAGGAUGAUGAAGGAGAGGACUACUAAACAAACACGUGUUGGCUCGAUCUCUCUCGCCUCAUUGUGUGUAUGUUUGGGAGUGUUGGUGUGUGGUGCUCUGCUUAUUGCACUUUGGUUUUUUUGGCAUUCUUGUUAUGUCUUUUUUUCAUGUGGCUUCUCUCUAUAUGAAAUGAUGCUGUGAUACUUCUUGUUUCCAAGGCUUUUAUUAUUGAACCUAUGUUUUUAAUUCAAAUGGCCAUUGUAUUCUUCAAAUUGGCAUCCAA